AUGGAUAUUAUGGACCGCGUCCGGGCUUUGCCAAACGAGCUUCAGGAUGAGAUUUUUCAAUACACACUUCUGGCAGAACUGCCAUCUGGAGAAGUGCGGAUGCAGCGUCGCUCCUCUCCGACCACGAUCGUCAAAACGAGCCACACCAGUCCAGUACCACGACCAAAGACGACGCUGUCAUGUCUGGUGUCCUACAUGAACGAGAUCAUCCGAGCCAAUCAGGAUCUCGGCCUCGAAUACGCACAGGCGGCGCUCUGCAUUGCCCGCUUGUUCGCCAUGUACAAUCUCUUCAAGCACAUUCCUGGUGAUUUCUUUCGGGUGCAUAGCCCUUGGCGGUGGAAUUACAAUGGCGUGCUGGAAGCUGCAGGGGCCGAACGCCUUUACUGGCUUGCACAGCAUUGUCAGAAAGUGAAAUACUGUCAUGACUCGCUCCGCGCAUUAUGUUGUUGUUGCGACCGUUCCCGUCGCUUUAUUUGCUAUGCUUGCUACGAAUGGUUGGGGGAAAAAAUCGAAGACUACGGCGCGGUGGGCCUGGAGACUGUCCCUGACUUUAUCUUGCGAUGGUGCAGGCCAUCAGCCUUCAUCCCGGAUGAGUCCCUCGAUUGGAAUGAUGACGACUGGAUUUUUGAGGAGCAAGAUGGGAAAGUGAAGGUGCUGGCCAUUUGGCAGAAAGGAUACGUACCGUACACCUGGUUAUCGAGGGACGGUGGGCCUUGGGUCCUGACGCGAACAGCUGCCACGAUCAAGGCCUACGAUGAAGAUGGCCGCGGUGGUAUCAUGGAGUGGAAUUUGGACGACGGCCGUUACGAGCUUGGAUUCUCGAACAUCAGGAGCAACGAUUACAGUAUUGAUGCAUAUCUGUGCAGCUUCGACAAGGCCGGCAUUUCAAAUGCAAAUCAAGCUCGCAACGAUGCGGACUACACCAAGGAGCAAGAGACGGAGCGUCUCCGUGGUGCAAAGGUUGCUGCGAUGAGUAAGAAGGACAGGGCGAAGCGGACUGCGCGCGAAGGACGCUAUUGGGUUCUCGCUUGA
This is a messenger RNA of Ramularia collo-cygni, 1032 nucleotides long. RefSeq lists its product as uncharacterized. The record is from RefSeq and is a predicted model, not a curated record. The transcript has a single exon. Lineage: Eukaryota; Fungi; Ascomycota; Dothideomycetes; Mycosphaerellales; Mycosphaerellaceae. Bases 1 to 1032 code for a protein of 343 amino acids.